This is a messenger RNA of Endocarpon pusillum Z07020, 2340 nucleotides long. Its product is annotated as Urease. Gene Ontology annotation, cellular component: urease complex. The transcript has 3 exons. NCBI's taxonomy places the organism in Eukaryota, Fungi, Ascomycota, Eurotiomycetes, Verrucariales, Verrucariaceae. The coding region runs from base 1 to 2340 and encodes 779 amino acids. Gene Ontology annotation, biological process: urea catabolic process. The record is from RefSeq and is a predicted model, not a curated record. Gene Ontology annotation, molecular function: urease activity; nickel cation binding.
AUGUCCCUGGGCAAGACCAUGCUCGGUCGCCGUCAUGUUCUUCUCUCCGUUGUCUCGACCCUUACCAGUAUCCAGAUUGAAGGGACAUUUCCGACAGGUACAUAUCUUGUAACUGUUCACCAUCCUAUCAGCUCAGAGGACGGUGACCUGGAAAAAGCACUCUAUGGUAGCUUCUUGCCAAUUCCGUCGAGGGAUGCUUUCACGCUACCGGACCCGAGCGAGUACGAGCCCGAAAAAGCACCAGGGGCUGUCAUUCCUGUUAAAGAUGGGAAGAUUGCACUGAACCAAGGGCGCAAGCGAAUCUCUCUCAAGGUUGUCAGUAAAGGAGACAGACCAAUACAGGUUGGAUCGCAUUAUCACUUUGUUGAGACGAAUCCUCAAUUAUAUUUUGAUCGCGUCAAAGCUUAUGGCUACCGGCUGGACCUUGCAGCUGGAACAUCUGUUCGUUUUGAACCAGGUGAUACCAAAACGGUCACCCUUGUUGAGAUUGGGGGUCGCCGCUUCAUUCAAGGAGGGAACUCUAUUGCUUCUGGCCAUGUCGAGGCUUCACGUGUUGAGGAAAUUGUCAAAAGACUUCAAGAAGGUGGUUUCGGGCACGUACCUGAACCUGCUGGCGAUAGUGCUUAUAUUGAUCCGCUCAUAAUGAAUCGUACAGAUUACGUGGGCAUGUUUGGUCCAACAAUAGGCGACCUUGUUAGACUGGGGUCUACUGACCUUUGGAUCAAAGUCGAGAAAGACCUCACUGUUUAUGGAGACGAAUGUGUUUUCGGGGGUGGAAAAUCUCUGCGUGAAGGCAUGGGACAAGCAAGUGGUCGAAGCGAUGACGAGACUCUUGACACUCUUAUCACGAAUGCUCUAAUCGUUGACUGGUCUGGCAUUUAUAAGGCUGAUAUUGGCAUUAAGGACGGCGUCAUUGCUGGGAUUGGCAAGGCAGGAAAUCCGGAUGUUAUGGACGGUGUAUCAUCGAACAUGAUAGUUGGUAGCUGUACAGAUGUGAUAGCUGGGGAACGACAAAUUGUUACAGCUGGUGGCUCCGAUACUCACAUUCAUAUGAUCUGUCCUCAACAAGCCUAUGAGGCACUUUCAUCCGGUAUCACAACAAUGCUGGGUGGAGGAACCGGCCCGUCUGCAGGAACAAGUGCCACAACUUGUACGCCUGGAAAGAAUCAUCUGCGGCAGAUGCUCCAAGCUGUGGACACUUUGCCAUUGAAUUUUGGCAUUACUGGCAAGGGAAAUGACAGUGACCCGAAGGCGCUACGCGAGCAAUGUGAAGCCGGCGCUGCAGGUCUCAAACUUCACGAGGAUUGGGGUACAACUCCAGCAGCAAUCGAUACAUGUUUGUCUGUGUGCGACGAGUAUGAUGUGCAAUGCUUGAUUCAUACGGAUACACUGAACGAGUCUGGCUUUGUUGAGCAGUCAAUUCGUGCUUUUAAGGAUCGCACUAUUCAUACUUAUCAUACCGAGGGCGCUGGAGGUGGUCAUGCUCCAGAUAUCAUUUCUGUCGUUGAGCAUCCGAACGUGCUUCCUAGUUCGACGAAUCCAACUCGACCUUACACCCGCAACACACUCGAUGAACAUUUAGACAUGCUGAUGGUAUGCCAUCAUCUCAGCAGAAACAUCCCAGAGGACGUCGCCUUCGCCGAGUCACGUAUUCGUGCUGAGACAAUUGCUGCUGAGGAUGUGCUCCACGAUCUUGGUGCCAUCAGCAUGAUGUCUUCUGAUUCGCAAGCUAUGGGUCGAUGUGGCGAGGUUAUUCUUCGCACAUGGAAUACCGCCCACAAAAAUAAGGUGCAGCGAGGCCCACUCCUCGAAGAUAAGGAUACAGGCGCCGACAACUUCCGUGUGAAGAGAUAUGUUUCCAAAUACACUAUCAAUCCUGCUGUGGCGCAGGGAAUGGGGCAUGUUAUUGGCAGCCUUGAGGUAGGAAAGCUGGCCGAUUUAUGCAUAUGGAGUCCAAGUCAAUUUGGAACCAAGCCUAGCAUGGUGUUGAAGAGUGGAAUGAUCAGUUAUGCGCAUAUGGGUGAUCCCAAUGCAUCCAUACCAACUGUGCAACCUGUCAUCAUGCGACCAAUGUUUGGAGCCUUCAUCCCACAUACCAGCCUGACCUUUGUCAGCCAGGCCAGCAUUGAUUCGGGCAUGGUUGACAGCUAUGGGCUCAAGAAGCGAGUUGAACCAGUGAAGAACUGUAGAAAGAUUAGCAAGAAAGAUAUGAAGCUCAAUGAUCUGAUGCCAAAGAUGAAGGUGGAUCCAGAAAGCUAUCGUGUUGAAGCGGAUGGGCUGCAUUGUACAGUGGAGCCAGCAGAUAGACUGCCCCUGAGUCAGGAGUACUACGUCUACUAA